Durusdinium trenchii is the source of this 1077-nucleotide messenger RNA. NCBI's taxonomy places the organism in Eukaryota, Dinophyceae, Suessiales, Symbiodiniaceae. The record is from the annotation of a GenBank genome assembly.
AUGCCAAGUUGUUUAUCCCACCACAUUUGCGAGUGUUGCAUGUGUCCAAAGAUCCGCAGAUUUUGCCGGAGAUUAGCAUUUUUGAGAAUCUCACCUUUGGCCCCACCGACGGCCAAGAUGAAGAACCACGGCGAGUUCUCGCUAUUUGUCGUCGGCUGGGCCUUAGCAACAAUGCCCUUGACCUGGUUGAGAAGUCCAUGCAAAAAAAGGCGACGGAAGCCCAAAGUCGAAGAUAACUCUCGCCGGACCAUCAUUGGCAUGGUUUCUGGCUCUGUGCAAUCCAUGGCAUGGCGGGAACUGCAGGAGAAGAACAUGGCUCCUGAAAACAGCUUGCCAUUCACGGAAAAGUGCUUGCUUCACCUAGCCAGAGCAUUUGUUAUGAACCCUGAAGUGAUGAUCCUCCACAAGCCCCUGGAGCACUUUGAUCACAUUUUUGCCCGACGAGUUGUGGAUUUGCUGCGAGAGUUUGUCGACUUGCGCGGUAUUGAGAAGCCGCAGGACACCUUGCACUUGCGAAGGCCGAGGACCUGCAUCUUUUCUGUCGGCCAGACCAACAGCUUGGAAGAUGUGGACAUGCUUUUGCAGGUGAGCAACAAAAAAGUUUCCGUGGUCGACCUCGUUUCCUUGGUUCGAUUGAGACAAGAAGUGUCAGAGCUGUUUCAGCGCCUUGACAAAAACGUUGACAACUUGCUGGACCGCGAAGAGUUUGCCGACCUUGCAGUUGUAGCGCCUCCUUUGGUGGAACUAUUUGGAAUUUCUUCAGCCAUUGAAACUGAGGAAGCAAAGCGGCAGUUGAACCGAAUAUUCGACGUGGUAGACGAUAGUGGCGGUGGCAAAAUUGAUUUCGAGGAGCUGAUAGCAUUUAUCCGCGAGCAGUUCGAUGACGUGCUGGAUGAAGCGUCUGAUGCUUUGCGAAACCCAGUUGGUGUUGCCAAAAAGAUAGGCGAGAGAAAGGCCAUGAAGGCAGCGAAGUUGUACAAAGAUUAUGACUCGUGGGAUUCACCAGAUAUCCCUGAGCACACCUCAAUGAUAGGAUUUCCCUCGACAUCGACGAAGGUUCCUGUGACACCCUGCUAA